UUCCAGUUACCGGACGCCGGUCGGUCUCCUUGGGUGGUCGGCAAAACUCAACUGCGAAAUAAGAUUAGGUAUUGGAUAAAAGUUUUGACUUUAAAUACUUUUGCAUCUUAGAACUUUUUCAACUUAUUUCAAAAAAUGGCCCAACUGUUAUCUGGAAAAGAAGUGUCUCAAGAUGUCCGAAAUCAGCUGGCAGAUCGUUGCAAGAAACUACGUGAAGAGUUCCCUGGCUUCCAACCUGGACUUGCUAUUGUUCAAGUUGGAUCACGGGAAGACAGCAAUGUUUACAUCCGUAUGAAGAUCAAGGCUGCUGAGGAAAUUGGAAUUAAAGCACAACAUGUUUGCUUUCCUAACACCAUAACACAGUCGCAAUUGGUGGAUGAAGUGAAGAAGCUUAAUGCAGACCCCAGCAUCCAUGGAAUGAUCGUCCAAGUACCGCUUGACUCUGUCAACAAGAUAGACUCAGAUCUUGUGCUUGAUACCAUCUCUCCCUCAAAGGAUGUUGAUGGCCUCACGACCUCAAGCGCCGGUAUGCUGUCACACGGAAUGCUCACGUCAGGCUUCCUGCCCUGCACGCCCAACGGUUGCAUGGAGCUCAUCAGACGCAGUGGAGCAAAGAUUGAGGGCGCCACAGCGGUGGUGUUGGGGCGCAGCAAGAUAGUGGGCACCCCCAUGGCAGAGCUGCUCAAGUGGCACAAUGCCACCGUCACCACAUGCCACUCCAGGACUGCUGACCUCUCGCAAGUGACUCGCACGGCCGAUAUUCUGGUGGUGGGCAUCGGCAAACCGGAGCUGGUAAAGGGAUCUUGGGUGAAGCCUGGAGCUGUCGUUAUUGACUGCGGCAUCAACGCCAUACCAGAUGCCACAAAAAAAUCAGGCCAGAAGCUCGUGGGUGACGUGGAUUUCAAGGAAGUGUCUGAGGUGGCGUCAGUAAUCACCCCCGUGCCGGGGGGCGUUGGCCCCAUGACCGUUGCGAUGCUCAUGCAGAACACCGUCCUGGCAGGGGAGCGCGCCGCCGCCUCCCUGCGGUCCUCGCAGUGGAGCAUGCGGUACCUCGACAUCCAGCCCCAGGACCACACUCCCAGUGACAUCGAGAUCGCGCGCUCGCAGACGCCUAAGGACGUGUUGGAGCUGGCGACGGAGGUGGGGCUACAGGCGUGCGAGGUGGCGCCCUACGGCAGCAAGAAGGCUAAGGUGGACCUCGCUGUGCUUAAGAGGCUGCAGGCCGCGCAGGACGGCAAGUACAUCGUCGUCGCUGGCAUCACCCCAACGCCGCUGGGGGAGGGCAAAAGCACCACCACCAUCGGACUGUGCCAAGCCCUGGGCGCUCACUGCAACAAGAACGUCUUUGCGUGCGUCAGGCAGCCGUCCCAGGGGCCAACAUUCGGCAUCAAAGGUGGCGCUGCUGGGGGUGGCUGGUCCCAGGUGAUCCCUAUGGAUGAGUUCAACCUCCACCUCACGGGCGACAUCCACGCCAUCACUGCAGCCAACAAUUUGCUCGCGGCUCAAAUUGACGCCAGGAUUUUCCACGAAGCCACUCAGUCGGACGAGGCGCUCUAUGGACGCUUGGUGCCUGCAGUGAAGGGACAGCGAGCUUUUUCAAAGAUACAGUUGUCGAGACUUGAGCGUCUGGGCAUCGACAAGAAAGAUCCUAAUUCUCUCACCCCUGAGGAGAUCAACAAGUUUGUACGCCUCAACAUUGAUACAAACACCAUCACUUGGCAGAGAGUGCUGGACACAAACGACCGCUUCCUGCGCAAGAUCACGAUCGGGCAGUCGGCGACGGAGAAGAACAUGACGCGGUCAUGUCAGUUCGACAUCACGGUGGCGAGCGAGAUUAUGGCGGUGCUGGCCCUCACCACCUCCUUGGAGGACAUGCGGGCGCGACUCGGACGGAUGGUCGUGGCCAGCGACACGGCUGGCAAUCCUGUCACUGCCGAGGAUCUGGGUGCGAGUGGGGCUCUCACCGUGCUUCUGAAGGACGCCAUCCGCCCCAAUCUCAUGCAGACGUUGGAAGGCACGCCCGUCUUCGUGCACGCGGGGCCCUUUGCUAACAUCGCCCACGGAAACUCCUCCAUUCUCGCUGAUAAAAUAGCACUCAAGCUGGUUGGGAGUGAUGGAUACGUGGUGACAGAGGCUGGGUUCGGGGCGGACAUCGGCAUGGAGAAAUUCUUCAACAUCAAGUGCAGGACGAGCGGCCUGGUGCCGCACUGCGUCGUGCUCGUCGCCACUGUCAGGGCCCUCAAGAUGCACGGCGGAGGACCUAAGGUCCUGCCAGGCACGCCCCUUCCCAAAGAGUACCUUGAGGAGAACUUGGAUCUCGUCCAGAAAGGCGCCAGCAACCUGAGGAAGCAGAUCGAGAACGGCAACUUGUUUGGUGUGCCUGUGGUGGUUGCCAUCAACAAGUUCGCGACUGACACUGAGGCGGAGCUCGCGUUGGUGCAGCGUGAGGCGGAGGCGAGCGGGGCGGCGCGAGCCGUGGUCUGCACACACUGGCGGGACGGCGGCCGCGGGGCUAAGGCUCUGGCCGAGGCCGUACAGGAGCAGUGCCAGGGGCAAGACAAUCACAGCUUCAGGUUUCUGUAUGACCUCACCCUCCCGAUCGAGGAGAAGAUCCGCUCGAUCUCGCAGAAAAUCUACGGCGCUGCCGACAUUUCCAUCGAGCCUGAGGCGCAGGAACAAAUCGAUCGCUACAAGAAGCAGGGCUUCAACGACCUGCCCAUCUGCAUGGCUAAGACGCACCUGUCGUUCACUGCGGACCCGACAGUGAAGGGCGCCCCCACAGGCUUCACCAUCCCCGUCAGCCAAGUGAGGGCCUCGGUGGGCGCCGGCUUCCUCUACCCCAUCGUCGGCACCAGCUCGAGUAGCCGCGGUCUGCACUGGCUCAGACGUCUCGUGAAGUAGAAGCUCUGACGCCUCCCACUGCCCUGCCGCCGCCGCCCUCAGAUGAGCACCAUGCCAGGGCUGCCCACGCGACCCUGCAUCUACGACAUCGACCUCAACCU
This is a messenger RNA of Hyalella azteca, 3002 nucleotides long. RefSeq names its product C-1-tetrahydrofolate synthase, cytoplasmic (gene pug). Gene Ontology annotation, cellular component: cytosol. The record is from RefSeq and is a predicted model, not a curated record. The transcript is spliced from 21 exons. Gene Ontology annotation, biological process: tetrahydrofolate interconversion. Bases 136 to 2901 code for a protein of 921 amino acids. NCBI's taxonomy places the organism in Eukaryota, Metazoa, Arthropoda, Malacostraca, Amphipoda, Hyalellidae. Gene Ontology annotation, molecular function: methenyltetrahydrofolate cyclohydrolase activity; methylenetetrahydrofolate dehydrogenase (NADP+) activity; formate-tetrahydrofolate ligase activity.